UGGAGCCACAGCCAGAUCGCGGAUCACUACAGCACCUGCAUCAAGCUCUCCACCGAGAACAAAAUCACCACGAAGAAUGCCUUUGGCUUACACCUGAUAGAUUACAUGGCAGACAUCCUGAAACAGAAGGAUACUGAACUGACCAACUUCAAGAUGGCAGCAGGCACGCUUGAUGCCAGUGCCAAGAUUUACUCCGUGCGUGUGGAUGCGAUUCAUGCGGACACAUACAAAGUGCUUGGAGGCUUGAGCAAGGACCCAGCACCCAAAAAGUCCGUGGACAGCCCAGGAGAAGAAGACAGUCCAGCUCCUGGGGCUGCCAAGAGGGCUCAGGCAAAGAAGAAGCACUCGUUCAAAACCAUCGAGACAAACCUGAACAACAUCAAUGUGUCGGAGGCUAAUCGCAGAUGUGAGAUCGAUCCCAUGUUCCAGAAAACAGCAGCAUCGUUCGAUGAGUGCAGCACAGCUGGAGUUUUCCUCCUUGGGCUGCGUACCCAGGACUGCCGCUGUGAGCUCCUCUUCAACUCGGAGAUCAUCCCUCUCCCUUCCUCAGAGACUCUCGUGCUGCCAAACACCAGCCCUGUGAAAGUGAUGGAUCUAAAGUCCCUUCUAGCACAGUGCACUGAAAAACGCCCCAUCUGCUCUUCACUGGCUGGUUUCCAGUUUACAAAGUGGGAUGCUGAAUCCCAGGAUGAGUCAGUGUCAGCCCUGUUGGACAAAUUCAAGAAGAGUGACCAAGUGUUUGAUAUCAACGCUGAGGUCGACAGUGAUACAGAAGACUCUGCUCCCAUCCUGCCAGGUGAUGACUUCAAUUCUGACUCCCCCAGGAAUACGCUGAUAGAUAAGAUUGGGGAAUUCACAGAAAAGCUCAACUCCUUUGGAACAGUUUGCCAGGGGAAGGGAACUGACACAGCUUCUUUUGGAUCGGGAGACGUCAGGACCAUGUGCCAUUAUGUCUCCAUGAAGCCAGGGGAAUAUUCCUACUUCAGUCCCCGGACUCUGUCGACGUGGGCUGGCCCGGAUCACUGGCGCUUCAAACCUCGGCACAAGCAGGCUGAAUCUGAAAAAGAGACCAGGAAAAGGAAUGCAAAGAGAGCGUUUGAGAUAGACUUUGAUGAAGAUACUGACUUUGAGGUGUAUUUCCGUAAGACCAAGGCAUCUAUAACUCUAGCCAAAUCCAUUCUGGAAAGCCAGAACAUGAAGAGCACCACACUUCCCACAGACUUCAACUAUGACCCUAACACCAUUCUCCAGCUGUACCUCAAACCAGCUUUUAAGCUCUGCAGGAUGCCUCAGCCAGAAAGCUCCUUGGAUCACGAAGAAGAGAUCGGCAAGUACGACUACAACAACCCCAACGACACCUCCAACUUCUGCCCUGCAUUGCAGGCUGCAGACAGUGAUGAUGAUAAUGACCCAGUUCAAUUCAUGGGCCCGACAGGGGAGUUCAACCUUACUGUCCACCCUGAGGUUCCAGAAGCUGAGCUCAACAGGCUUGUUGAUCUCACAACAUAUGGAGAGCUGAACCUCGUUGCUGAGCCCCAGAAGGUCAACAAGAUAGCAAUUCAGUAUGCAAAGACAGCCAAGAAAAUGGACAUGAAGACAUUGAAGAAGAACAUGUGGAACCUCUUGACUGAUGGAAGAGAGAAAGAAACAGCAGCAGCAGCAGAGGAUGCAGAGAAAGAAGAGGAUGCCUCAGUGGUAGGAGGAAAGAAGGUCUUCAGCAGCAUCACAAAGGAUCUGUUUCACAGGCUGCCUUCUGGGAUGGCUAAAAACCUGUCCAUCCCCUUAGCCUUUGCCUGCCUCUUGCAUCUGGCAAACGAGAAGAAUCUGAAGCUGGAGGGCACAGAGGACCUGUCUGAUGUCCUGGUGGAACAAGCCAACCGAGCCCUGUGCUGA
Molecule: messenger RNA, 1893 nt
Organism: Nestor notabilis (Kea)
Lineage: Eukaryota; Metazoa; Chordata; Aves; Psittaciformes; Psittacidae
Gene: NCAPH
Product: non-SMC condensin I complex, subunit H
Exons: 16
Coding region: 106-1893 (595 amino acids)
Biological process (GO): mitotic chromosome condensation
Cellular component (GO): condensin complex
Molecular function (GO): chromatin binding
Source: RefSeq, a predicted model, not a curated record